UUUUAAGAGGAAUACAACACGGUGGAAGUAUCUUCUAGACUACAGGAUGAGUGGGGUUGGUCCUCCAGGGACCCUCUUGGUCUUGGCCAUGAGUCUCAGUUUCUGCAGUUCCGGAAUUCUAAAAUUUUGCAGAGAUCCUAAACAAACGCUGAGUGGUCCAUCUGAUCCCUUAGCAGUAAUUCCUGUGUGUGAUGGAACCCCGGGAUACACCCAGAUUACCAGCUACUCCGAAUUUUCCUCAAGCCAGAGUGGUGGUUCAUCUAUGGGAUCUAGUAGUGGAUCCAGUUAUAGUGCCGGUGGGGGAACUGGAGGAAGCUCAGGAGGAGGAUCUGUAUCUUGGGUUCAAGCUUCUGGUGGAGGAGGCGGUGCUCAGUCCUCUGGCUCCCAAUCAUCUGGUGGGGGUUCCUACCAAUCUGGAAGCUCAUCAUCGAGUGGAGGAGGAGGAGGCUCCUACCAAUCUGGAAGCUUAUCAUCGGGUGGAGGAGGAGGCUCCUAUCAAUCUGGAAGCUUAUCAUCGGGUGGAGGAGGAGGCUCCUUCCAAUCUGGAAGUUUAUCAUCGGGUGGAGUAGGAGGAGGCUCCUACCAAUCUGGAAGCUCUGGAUCUGCUGGGGGAGGUGGAGGAGGCUCCUACCAAUUUGGAAGCUCAUCGUCAGGUGGAGGAGGCGCCUACCAAUCUGGAAAUUCAGGCUUCCAGUCUGGAAGCUCGUCAUCGGGUGGAGGUUCCUACCAAUCUGGAAGCUCUGGAUCUGCUGGGGGAGGAGGCUCCUACCAAUUUGGAAGCUCAUCAUCUGGUGGAGGAGGUCAAGGAGGCCGACCUGGUGGUGCGGCAGGAGGAAGUUCUGUCAUACUUGGAGUAAUUAAUCCAGUUAGAGGUGGUGGACAUGGAGGAGGUGCAACAAUAGUCAGUGGUGGACAUGGAGGGGGAGGAGCAAUAGUUGGUGGACACGGAGGAGGUGGAGCAGGAGCUGGUGGAGGAUUUGGAGCAGGUGGAGGAGGAUCUGCUGGUGGAUAUGGAGGAGUAAGAGGAGGACAACAAGUAGGACAACAAGUAGGACAGCAAAGCUCUGGUAGCUUGGGGAGUGGCAUUAUCCUGCCAGGAGGAAAUAGUCUUGAUGACAUUCCAGUGUCUCCCGGAUGUAAAAACAAACCAGGUGGGAAUAUUCAUGAUCAAGGUAGACCUGGAGGUGGGGGAGGCACCUCACACUUUCAAGGACAAGGAUCUCAAGGACAAGAUUCAAUUUUUGGAGCUAUCAACAGUCCACAAGGAGGAGCAGGGAGCAGUGGUGGUGGUGGUAGCUUUUCAUCACAGAGUCAAGGACAAGGUUCAAUCAUUUAUGGUUCUAUCAACAAUCCUGCACCACCAAGAGGUGGAGGUGGGUCAGCAGGAGGCGGAAGCAGUAUUAGUGGAAGCUCUUCAUCAAGUUAUUCGCACAGUCAAGGACAGGGUCAAGGGCAAGGAUCAAUCAUUUAUGGAGCUAUUAACAAUCCACCACCUCCCAGAGGUGGGGGUGGGUCAGCAGGAGGCUAUAUUUCUAGCGGUGGAACUGGAUCAUCUUCAGGUUCUUCACAUUCAGGAGCGAAAUUUCCCCAUUCUGGGCGGUAGAAAAAUAAUAGAAAUGAAGACACUAAUUGAAAAGGGAAAUUUUCUGUUUUAUCAACUAUUGAAGCAGGUGUCCAAAAGUUUUGAAAUUUGCCAAGGACAUUAUAUCUACACUGUUUCUCUGAUUUACAAGAUGCUGUUUUUCAGUCGUUUUUGGACCACUGAUAUAAU
Molecule: messenger RNA, 1771 nt
Organism: Xenopus laevis (African clawed frog)
Lineage: Eukaryota; Metazoa; Chordata; Amphibia; Anura; Pipidae
Product: loricrin
Exons: 8
Coding region: 47-1603 (518 amino acids)
Source: RefSeq, a predicted model, not a curated record